Penicillium cosmopolitanum is the source of this 615-nucleotide messenger RNA. RefSeq lists its product as uncharacterized. The transcript has a single exon. The coding region runs from base 1 to 615 and encodes 204 amino acids. The record is from RefSeq and is a predicted model, not a curated record. Lineage: Eukaryota; Fungi; Ascomycota; Eurotiomycetes; Eurotiales; Aspergillaceae.
AUGGUCACAGAAGCUGGAAUUAUUGGUAAGAUUGGCCUAAACUCGGACGGCGUGGGAGUUUGCUUCAACGCGAUACGCGCAAAGGGCGUCGAUAAAAACCGCCUCCCAGUCCACCUCGGGUUAAGGAUGGCACUGGAAAGCAAGAGCGCUACGUUGGCAGCGGAAAUGCUGGAGAGUAUUGGCAUGGCCAGCUCAGCAUAUAUCGUGGUUGGCGAUGCGACAACUGCAAUCGGACUUGAAUUUACAUCUACGACGUUUCUCAGGGUACCAGUGAAUGACCAUGGCUUCUUGGUCCAUUCAAACCACAUGCUGCUCCAACAUGAGAAUAUCUACGAGCCAAAGUGGCUAGAAGAUUCUUAUACACGAUUGCAGACGAUGGGGCGAAAUAUCCUUCAAACGAAGGAACUAUCUCGAGAAAGUUUUAACGGUCUCUUCGAAGAUGAAUACGACUUCCCGUGCUCUAUCAGUCGAGCACAGGAGGGAGCUAGCGAUUGUGCGACCCUUUUUAAUAUUACUAUUGACUUCAAAGAGGGGCUGGCAGUGGUUAGAGAAGGAAGACCAACUGGCGAUAGAACUAGCCCGACAAUGUGUUUGCAGUUUGAAGCCUCUAAAUAG